Molecule: messenger RNA, 3691 nt
Organism: Astyanax mexicanus (Mexican tetra)
Lineage: Eukaryota; Metazoa; Chordata; Actinopteri; Characiformes; Acestrorhamphidae
Gene: mpv17l2
Product: MPV17 mitochondrial inner membrane protein like 2
Exons: 5
Coding region: 247-900 (217 amino acids)
Biological process (GO): mitochondrial ribosome assembly
Cellular component (GO): membrane; cytoplasm
Source: RefSeq, a predicted model, not a curated record
UUCGGUUUCCUCUCUAGUCGGCUGUAACGUGACCAUGCCUUUGCUACAGGCUGUUAGUGAAAUGGCUCAGAGGUGACAUUUCUUAUUUUGAAUGACUGCUAAAGUAAGGUUCAGAAUAUCGCUGAUCCCCUCAGACUGCUGUAUUUUCCCCGUUAGCGGUUCAGCUGAUGAUUAGAGUGUUGUCGCCGUUGAUUCUCUACACUGUCGCUACUUCUAGCUUAGCUAACUCUAGCUAACCGGUACGCCAUGAUUCCUCGGAGUAAAGACUUACUGGUGCGGAUCUCUUUCUACUGGAAACCUCUGUUCUCCGGUAAAUAUCUGAUAGUGACCAACAUCGUGAGCAGUGGUGGGAUGCUGGCCUUGGGGGACUGUAUUCAGCAGAGCAGAGAAAAGCAACGCACGCCGGAGAAAAGCUGGGAAUGGCAGCGCACAGGUCGCAUGGCGGCAGUGGGAUGUUCUAUGGGACCUUUCCUUCACUUCUGGUAUGAAUGGCUGGACAAGGCUUAUGCUGGAAGAAUGGUGAAAACUGUUGCCAAGAAAGUCCUGAUAGACCAGCUUAUUGCAUCACCACUUCUUGGAGCAUGGUACUUUAUAGGCAUGGGCAUCAUGGAGGGCCAUGGCGCAGUCAAAGGUUGCACUGAAUUUAAAGAAAAGUUCUGGGAAUUCUACAAGGCGGACUGGUGUGUCUGGCCCACUGCACAGAUGAUUAAUUUCUACUUCUUGCCGGCGAAGUUUCGGGUUUUGUAUGUAAAUACAAUUACAUUAGGGUGGGAUACCUACCUCUCCUAUCUCAAACACAGACAGACACCUCAACAAGUGGAUGAAUCUGAGUCAGAUCCACAGGACCAGUCACCUUCAGUGCCUCUACCCUCAGUGGAACCACUAGAAGAGAAACUCUAAUCACACAGUAUCUUACUAAAUUAAGUUAUUGGGUCUGCCUGUAUUACAGUACUUGACUAUGUUAAUUGUAAGUCUGGAAAUAAGAUAAAUAAUAUAGUCAAUGUAUGAUUUGGCCAUUGAUUAUUUGGCAUUAUAUAUUCCUGCUGAAGGACUCCAGAAUCCUGUGCUGAUUCUUUUUAAGGUGCCAUAGUUGAUCAAAAGUAUGCAUUAAGUGAAGGUGAAUCACGGGUCAGAUUUAGUCCUAACUGUCUUGUUUCCUGUUUAUAGCUGAGAAUGCAAUCUGGUAUUGCAGUAUAAUACAUUCCCUGUUUGGGCAGCUGUGAUGAAAUGGUGGAGCCAUUGAGGUUACAGUCAUGUAACAGGUAAUUUGUUGUAAUAUGACAUGGUGAACUUCAUAGACUGCGCACUGUAUCUUAGUUUAUUCAGAUUUAGACACAGAUUUAUACUUAAAUAUCAGCUGCCAAUCUGUGAAACUAGAGCAUAUUUGUGACAAAUGAAGUGCAAUGAUUUUGGCUAGAUGCCAUCUGUAGAGUUUACAAUGACUGUAGUGUAGUUUAAUUAACAAAGAAAUGAAUCAUUUACACCUCAGAUAUCUUUUGAGGUAAAGAUCCUUUUGUUCUCCAUCUGUUAAACACAGACUGCUAAAAAACUAGGUAAAAAUGAUGUUACCUCAUAGACAGGUUACAUGGGUACAAAUAAAAGCACUCCUUCCAAAAGUUGCUUAAAGUUUUGUAGACAAAAGAUGAACCUGAUUAACUGUGGUUUGUGUGAUAUCUGAGGUUUGUGACGUUAGUUUAAAAAAGAAGAUGCUAGGCUAACUUUCUACUUUAAUUUAUGAACCUAACAUGCUAAAAGUUAUGGGAUAUCAGUAAGUAAAUGGAUCAUUAGGUGUGAAUGAUGGGUACCAGAUAGAUGAGAACCAUCAUUUCUGAAGUCAACAUUGCUCGAAACACAGUGUGUACCGGAAAUCUGACAUACAAGGUUUUACCACCCACAGUGAAUACCUUCUACAUUCAUACUGCAGAAUUAUGGGCCAUUGCUUAAGCCAUGGCACAUAUUAUUUCCUGUCCUAUGAAUAUUGGCAUAUUGGUAUGUGCCAAACAUUUCAGUCCAGUUUAAAAGCAGAAUAGUACAAUAAAAUAUUUAUUUUUAUGUUUUUUUUUUUUUUAUACAUUUUGCCUGAAUAUUGUUGACAGUCUUAUUCCACUGUCUAAGUUACAAACUUUAGCCUAGCAUCAUCUGUUAAGUUAAAGAGGCACAUGUCAGAUAUCAAACCUGUUUUCACUGAUGGACUUCAUCUGAGUUAUGUGGUAAAUCAGGUUAAUUAAAUUUUUUUGGUUUGUUUGUUGUUUGAACUAUACAUGGUAUGCUAUGUUUAAAAUACUGACGAAAUAUUAAAAAAGGAGUCCACUAUUUAAACAGUAAUAGGAAAAUACUACAUCAAUACAAUUACAGCAUAAAAUACAAAAGUGCACUAUAUUUUAUUAUAUAUCCGAUGGACACAUUUGAAUCUGAAAAAAAAAAAAAACGUAAUGGCUUACUGUUUAACCAAUAGAUAAGCUUGGUUACAGCAGUGUACAAGAGCUUUUUCCUUCUGUGCCUCCUCUACAUAAUAAAUAAAUAAAUAAAUAAAUAUAUAUAUAUAUAUAUAUAUAUAUAUAUAUAUCUCCCAAAAGAGCCCAAUGUGACAUUUGACACUGACCCUUUAAAAGCUAUCGAAAGUUACUUUCAGUACUGUCUCAAUCAUUUUAACUCAUGCAGUCUUAAGUGACAUAUACUAAACAUUUUAAGAGCAUUACAGCAAAAGUGUGUGAUUGUGUGUUUGUUCAUCUGACCUUAUUUACAGAAUGUAGGAGUGCUGUGUUAGUGCUGGAGAAAAAAACUAGCUCCUUUUAAAAGUGUAUUUUUUUUUUUUGUUGCUGCUAAAGCUCUGUUCCAACCAUAUAACCAUUAAAUGCUUUAAUUAAAUGUUUUACAUUACACAGGAAUAGGUCUGACCGAUUUAUAUAAUAAAAAUUUAAAAUAUAAGUUACAAAUGUUUUGUUAUUUGUGAUUUAACCUUACAAUAUUUAGUCAUGUGCCCACAAUACAAAAUAUAUAUUAUUAAGCUGCUAACUGAAUUUAUUUGAUUUAAUUUUAACUUGGUAAUAAUAUUCAAAAAUGGGUAUGGGCUCUUAUGGGAUAUUGUUGAAAGUUGUAUCUCCAAAAUAGUUACUUUUACUUUACAUUAAAAGUAAAAAAAAAAAAAAGUUAAGAACAUCUGUGUCAACAUAUGUCAAAAAGUGAAGAAUGACAAAAUGGACAUACAAGGUUUUUACGUAAGAGAGACAGGUUGUAUUUCCAAAGAUAAUUGUGAAGAUAAAUAUGAAUGCUGCAUUUCUGCAUAUGUGUGUGAAAAUGUUGUCCUUCAUGUCCUUUUUAUUUAUGAAAUGUUUUUCAUGAUUCCCCCCAUCAUAAGUUUUAUUAAAGACUGUUAUUUUUCUCACUUUAUAUGGGAAAUUAUUUAUGAGCAUAUUUAUAAGCAUAUGACUGUAAAAUGAUCCUCCUUUUUGUCUAUAGGGACAAAUUGUGCCCUCUACUGGAACAUGCUGUAUGUGUACUAUAUUUAACUGCCAGAAGCCGGAAGUCUUAGUUUUAAUGCAUUGUGUGCAUGUUUUGUUGUGGUGCAUGAUUUCUACUCUUUGCUAGUUUGAAGACGUUUUAACAUUUUUCAAGGCCAAACUCGUCAUUGAAGUAUUAGUACAUCUGAGUUGUUGUAAAUUAAUUUCAGAAAUAAACAUAUUUGGUGUAA